AUGAACAGCACCUUGAGAGAUGCCCAGGCCCCGAGCCACCGUGAGUGCCUCCUGCCUUCUGUGGCCCGGACCCCCUCUGUCACCCAGAUCACGCCAGCCAAGAAGAUAACCUUUCUCAAGCGAGGGGAUCCCCGGUUUGCUGGGGUUCGCUUGGCUGUUGACCAGCGCACUUUCAAGAGCUUUGGUGCUCUGAUGGACGAGCUCUCUCAGCGGGUGCCUCUCUCCUUUGGGGUGCGCUCUGUCACUACGCCCCGGGGCCUGCAUGGCCUCAGUGCCCUGGAACAGCUGGAGGAUGGUGGCUGCUACCUCUGCUCUGAUAAGAAGCCCCCCAAAACACCCAGUAGGCCAGGAUGGCCACAGGGAAGAAGUUCAUCUGCUCAGCAAUCAAGAGAUUUUGAAAGUCGGUGUGAGGCACCAGGAACAUCCUCUUCCUGCAAGGGUCCUAAGGCCCCAAGGAGGAUAGUGCUGGUUAAGAAUGGUGACCCUAGAUUCCAGCAGACAGUGGUUCUCAGCCAUAGAAAUACAAGGAACCUGAUGGCCUUUCUCAGCAAAGCUUCAGAUCUUUUGCAUUUUCCUGUGAAGCAGGUGUACACCACGAGUGGGAAAAAGGUGGACUCUCUGAAGGGUCUGCUCCACAGCCCCUCAGUGCUAGUAUGUGCUGGUUAUGAGUCUUUCAAACCACUGGCAGUGGAAGAUGCCAGAAGAUAUGGGACUGAAACUUUAUCUGGGCAGACUUCAAGAAACAAAACCGGAGGCUGGGGGCCAAAGGCCAAGCAGAGUGUGAUCCAUUCAAGGUCCAGGUCAGGCAGCCGGCCACGGGAGUGCUCCUUGCUGUCAGAGAGGUCUGGUCUCAGCGACGCCCCGGGAUCCCUGCAUUGCGCCCAGAUGGGCCCUGCUCCUGACGGACACCCUCAGGACGUGCCUGCCCACCCUGGCCCAUUGGUGGCCAGUGAUGAUGUUGAGAAGAAGGUCCGCAUGAAUGAGGAUGGCAGCCUAUCUGUAGAGAUGAAAGUCCGCUUUCACCUACUUGGCAAGGAUGCAGUCUUGUGGUCCAGGAGGGUGGGGAGGGCCAGUGCCCUCCCGGUAGCCAGUGAGGGGGUCCCUGUCCUGGAGGAGGUGGACUCCCUCCACUGUGUGUGGGAGGGCCACCUUGGGGGCUCCUCAGAGCCUGGGGCACAGGGACUGGGGCCCUGUGGGGCAAGAGGAUAUGAGGAAGCCUUGGGCCGAAGCCGGUGGCAGCCAGGGUCCAGGUAUGAAAUCUGGAUGAACCCCCUGUACUCCACCCAGGGAGAUGGGACAGAUUCUCGGAGGAGAUCCAGGCUGACCCAACACUCCCAUUCCCGGAGGCCCUGUAGCCAAAGGUUCACCAGCAGGAAAAGAAGCAGCAAGGACAGUGUCAGCCCUGCCUCUAGUGACAGAUGCCCCAGAGACUCUGAGCCAAACUCCUCAUGCUGCUCCAGGUCUCCAGGGAGCAGCAUGGGCAGCUGUGACCUACAGUCAGCCUCUGGGGCUGUCUCUCAGAGAGGAGCAGGGUGGGAAGGGGGUGGCCCAUCCAGGACGAGUGAGAGCCCAGGUCCACAGGGAGCAGGGCAGGGCAGCAGGGAGCACCACAGCCGCCUGAAGGCCCAGACCCAAGGCACAGCUGGUGCUCUUUCUGACUCCUCAGGGAGUGCUGGGUCUCAUGAGGAGUCUAGUGAAAGGGGUGAGCAACCCCAGGGCUGCCCAAGCAAGACAAGGGCUGUGACUACUUCCCGGCCAAAGACCACCCAGAGGGAAGGUCUCAGUCCUCCCACAGUGAGUCCCUUGUUUUUGAGGGAUGAGGACUCACAGGAAGAGGAGAGUGGACAGGGUACCAGGCACUCUCAGGCUAAGGAUAGGUCUGGGAUGAGAUGGCACCUGGCUCUACGUCAUUCUGGCUCUAGGGACAUUGCAGGAAGCUGUUCUCCACCUUCUGCCUAUGCCUCAGUCCCAGGCAGGAGAAGAAAGCAGAAGGGUAGAGCCAGUGCUAUGUCCUUACCCAGCCGAGGGGCUCAGAAAGGCCACCCCAGGCAGCAUCACCGCCCACUUGACUCACCUGUGCCCAAGAAAAUGCCUGGACCUCCCAGCAGAGCCAGGGCCCACCCAGAUGGCCCAGCACCACACCUUUCUGAAAGCUCACCUAGUGCCAGGAACCGGGCCUCCCAGAACAUAGGGCCAUCCUCCUCUGCCUCUCUUCAUUCCCAGUAUGCUCUCAUUACCCCUGUGAGCAAUUCUGAAUGUGCUUCCAAUUUCUACCCCCCAUAUUCCCUCUCUGCUGAGACUGAAGGGGACCCUAAACUCAGGGCAAGCUCACCAGCUCCCACACCUUCCAACACAUCAGACUCUUUGGGCAACCAAGCUGAUGGGCUGGACAAAAAGCCAGGGGGCGACAUUCCCAAGCCUUCCUGGCCUUUAGAUCCGCCAGGUGGACAACCUGAGGGAGGGAUGCUAGGAACCCACCGAGGCUGCAGCUGCUCACCCAUCAGCACAUCCAUGUUCCACGGGACCCCCAGUGAUGAGACGCAUGCCCCGCAGACCUCCCAGCCAUUGGGCAGCCAGGGAGUCUUCUCUGAGGUCUGCUUAGAAUGCAGCAGAUACUGUCCCACUCCCCCAAGGACAUGGCCUUUUGUCAAGAAGCACGCUUCUUGCAGCAGCAGCUCCAGUGCUGACUGCGGGCCAGGUCGGGGGGAGCUGGGGGAGGGAAAACUUGAUGUGUGGCACCCACAGCCCCCCAGCUGUCAGCCAGGGGCCGUGGGGAAAGCAGUCAAAGCCUCGAGAAGGGGCAGCUCCAGCUGUGGUCCCAGAAAGAUGCUGGGUGCUCUGCCCCGAGCCUCACCAGACACUGUGGUCCGUGAAUGGUUGAGCAACAUCCCAGAGGAGCCCAUACCCAUGAAAUGUGAAAUGGUGGGUGACAGCACAGAUGUGGCAGGGGAUGACCCAGAAGACCCCAAGGAGGAUCCCGUUGGCCGACAUUCCCCAGAAUGUCUAGGGGAGCCAACCCAGGUCAGACAAUUGUUGCACGAAGGUGCUGCCAGCGAGAAAGCAGAACCAGAUGGAGCCCUCCCAGUGCUUGGUGAUGCUCAUUCCAAGUCAGGAGAAGGUCUUCCUUGUAGCGGAGUUUCACAAGACCCCAGGGAGGCUGGAUCAGGCAAAGGGAUGGCUGUGGACCGUGGUGUGGGCCAGUGCAUGCUUCCCCACAAGCUCUCUGCCUCCAUACAGGUCAUGAAGGCACUGAUGGGCUCCAAGCAAGGCCGGCCCAGCAGCCUCCCUGAAGUGUCCAGUGCAGUGGGCAGGAGGCUCAGCCGAUCUGCCCAGGCCCUUAUCACCUGUCUUGCUGGGCUCCACUUCUUUGAUGAAGACCUUGGGUCUCCCACUGGCCAAGUGAGGUUCAUAGACUCUCCUCGGUACCAGGAGCUCUUGAGCAUCUUCCAGGCUCUGUGGCCAGCGUGUGGACUCAGGCGAGGUGAGGUGAACUCCGGCCCUUGGGAGCUGGGCCGGUGCCAGGCUCUGCCAGGCCUCAGGUCCCAUGUCAUGACUGAGGACCUCACACCAACGUCCUCAUCUGGUGUGGAUGUCGGCAGUGGCUCCGGAGGCUCAGGGGAGGGCAGUGGACCCUGUGCUAUGGACUGUGCCAUGGUCCCUGAGAGGAUAACACUGCCCUUGAAGAUCCCCUCCCCGAGACAAGAUUCUAGAACCUCUGAGAACCGAGAGGAUUCGCGAAACCAAGAGCCAAGUGGUUCCACAGCCUCUUCAAACUCCCAAGCAUGGGCUUGUGCCACCAGAAAAGAUGAGGCAGAAAGAAACAGUGGACAGCAUGUGCUAGGCAGUAACCUGGACCCAGUAGUUGACAACACAAUGCAAGAAGAGGAGGUACAAGUAGAGAAGAAAGUCAGAGAAGAAAAAGAAAUAGCAGAACUGCAAGGAGAGGGUGUCCCAGGAUUUCCAGAAGAGGAAACAGUCAUGGGACAAGAAUUGUCAGAGGCCAACUCUCAGGCUGGGGAAGGUGCACCAGAAGAUAAGAGUGUGCAGGAAGAGGAAGCAGGAGACCCUGCCUCCCCCACACUUUGCCCUCCAGGGAGGAAAGAGAAACCCACAGAGCCCCCUAGGAGCCUCAGCGAGGGGCAUUCAAAUGCCAGUGAAACUGAGAGUGACCCCAAAGUCGAGCCUGGUUUGGAGAAGCUGCCCAAAGCAGCUGAGACAUGCCAUGAGCAAAGCCAGGUCAAAUGCACCCAGGUGUCUGGGGAGAAGAGCUCUUCUGCGGUCCGCAGGGUGUCUCUGGACCCCGACCCCCUCUGGGUGUCCAGGUUGCUGAAGAAGAUGGAGAAGGCCUUCAUGGCCCACCUUGCCAGCGCCACAGCUGAGCUCCGAGCCCGCUGGAGCCUGCAGAACAAUAUCCUGCUGGACCAGAUGGUAGCAGAGUUGCAUCAAGACCUGGGCCGGCGGCUCGAAGAUAGCAUCGAGAAAGAGCUCCGGAAGGUCCAGAGCCGGGCAGGGGGCAAGAUGCAGGGGCCGGCCAGGGAGGGCCUCAGGUGGGAGAUGUCCCUGCAGACAGAGCAGCGCAGGCGCCGCCUCCAGGACCUGCGCCGCCUCUCGGCCUUCUCCAGGCAGGCUCGAAGCCAGGGGCCGCUGGCCCUCCCCACAGAGGAUAUGCCAACCGUCAGUGGAGCCCUGGGGGCCUGGCAGGCUGGGGAGGCUGAGGAGGAGGAGUUUUGUCCCUGUGAGGCCUGCAUGAGAAAGAAAGUGAUCCCCAAGUCCCCAAAGGACACAAUGGAGGCAUCCAGGGCACCCAUCAAAAAGGCCUUUGACCUGCAGCACAUUCUACAGAAGAAGAAAGGGGGAUGCACUAGUGGGGAGGCCAAAGAGGCAGCCCCUGAGAAGAGAGGGAUGGAGCCGCUUCAGGGGCACCCCUUGGGGACAGGGACUGUCCAGGAGUCUGAUAGAGGCCUGGAGUUGGGGUUAGACCAGGACUCUGGGACAGAGGAGGGGGGUGAGGGUGAGAGCAGUCAGACCCUUGGUAGAGAGGGAGACCCCCGAGUGGGACAGGGGGAGGCAUCUGUUCAGAAAAGAGAAGGGAGCACAGGUGGGCCAGGCAGCAUCCCAGAGGGAGCAGGUGGGGAGGAGCUGAGCUCUGGGGGGAAGGAAGAAAACACAGAGGAGGGCUCUGGGGCUGAAGGCAGUUUGGAAGGUGAAGACUCAGGAGGAGGUAACCGAAGCCCAGGAGAUCAGAAGGAUGGUGACAAAAGUGAAGAGAUCCAGGAAGCUGAAGGCGAGGGGCAGCCAGAGUCAGAGGGAGAAGGAGAAGAGGAGAAAGAAGGUAGCCCUCAGGUCGACUGGGGCCAGGGCCAGCCAGGUGAGACUUCUGGAAACAGCAGCCCAGACCCAGAGGGGAAGCCAGCGCUGCCCCCUACCACAGGUGCAGACAGCCCCCGCCAAAGGGCAGUCUGGAAAGCAGGCCUUGCCUCCUCCAGCAUGGCAUCUCUGGGAAACUGCUCUCAGCUCUCCCAGAAAGGUUCGGAAGAAAAGCCCUUGAACGGAGACAUGAGGAGCAUUGAAGAGGAGUCCGAGGAAAUCCCUGGUCCAGAGAGAACCGGCACAGGCAUGUAUCCAGAAAGCUCCACUUCUGAAAAAGAAGGGGGCCCCUCGGGCCCAAGGACUCCAGAGCAGGAGGCAAGCAAGGCCUCCGGCCUAGAAGCUGCGAAGGUAGUUAAAACUAUUGCUUUCACAGAAAUGGGGUUUCAAAACCUCCCCGUGGACCGGACAGAUGGCUUUGGCCAAGAUGACUUAGAUUUCUAG
Messenger RNA from Nyctereutes procyonoides (raccoon dog), 5811 nucleotides. It is a transcript of the gene RP1L1, whose product is annotated as RP1 like 1. Bases 1 to 5811 code for a protein of 1936 amino acids. The record is from RefSeq and is a predicted model, not a curated record. NCBI's taxonomy places the organism in Eukaryota, Metazoa, Chordata, Mammalia, Carnivora, Canidae. Gene Ontology annotation, cellular component: axoneme. Gene Ontology annotation, biological process: axoneme assembly; intracellular signal transduction; retina development in camera-type eye. The transcript is spliced from 4 exons.